Molecule: messenger RNA, 2774 nt
Organism: Choloepus didactylus (southern two-toed sloth)
Lineage: Eukaryota; Metazoa; Chordata; Mammalia; Pilosa; Megalonychidae
Gene: SH2B3
Product: SH2B adaptor protein 3
Exons: 8
Coding region: 169-1923 (584 amino acids)
Biological process (GO): intracellular signal transduction
Cellular component (GO): plasma membrane
Molecular function (GO): transmembrane receptor protein tyrosine kinase adaptor activity
Source: RefSeq, a predicted model, not a curated record
GCGAGCGAGGAGCCGGCGCGCGGGAGAGGACGCGCCCGGGGCGCGGGACCGCCCGCCCCCUCGGGAUUUCGGGGGGCCGGGGGCGCGCGACGCCAUGGGCCGGCCGGGCCCGGGCCCCCUCUCUCUCAGCGUGUCUUGCAGCCCGGCCGCUCCAUCUCGGUCUCCGCCAUGAACGGGCCCACCCUGCAGCCUUCCUCGGCCUCCCCCGCGCCCUCGGCCUCCCUGUCUCCGGCGGCCGCGGCGGCGCCGUCGUCACCCCGGGGCUGGAGCGAGUUCUGCGAGCUGCACGCGGUGGCCGCGGCCCGGGAGCUGGCCCAGCAGUACUGGCUCUUCGCCCGCGAGCACCCGCACCACGCGCCGCUGCGCGCCGAGCUCGUCUCGCUGCAGUUCACCGACCUCUUCCAGCGCUACUUCUGCCGCGAGGUGCGCGAGGGCCGCGCGCCCCUGCCGCCCGCGCCCCGCGCCCCGCCGCCCGCGCGCGACUACCGCGAGACGGGCCGCGGGCCCCCGGCCAAGGCCCCGGCGCCCCCAGCUGAGCCGGGCCCGGGCCCCGCCGCGGCGGCGCUGCCCAAGGCCCGCAGCUCCGAGGAGCUGGCCCCGCCGCGGCCGCCGGCGCCCUGCUCCCUCCAGCACCUGCGCCGCAGCCUUCGCCACAUCUUCCGCCGCCGCUCGGCCGGGGAGCUGCCCGGCGUCCCGGGCGCCGGGGCCAGCGGGGAGGCGGGCGAGGCCCCGGCCAGGCCCGGCUUGGCCAGGAAGCUCCUGCCCUGGAGCCUGGCCCGGGAGCCGCCGCCCGAGGCCCUCAAGGAGACGGCGCUGCGGUACAGCCUGGCCGACGAGGCCUCCAUGGACAGCGGCGCGCGCUGGCAGCGAGGGCGGCUGGCGCUGCGGCGCGCGGGGGGCCCGGACGGCGCCGCGGACCACGUGCUGGAGCUCUUCGACCCGCCCAAGAGUUCAAAGCCCAAGCUACAAACAACCUGCUCCAACAUCCAAGAAGUCCGGCAGUGUACACGCCUUGAGAUGCCUGACAACCUCUACACCUUUGUGCUUAAGGUGAAGGACCGGACAGACAUCAUCUUUGAGGUGGGAGAUGAGCAGCAGCUGAAUUCAUGGAUGGCUGAGCUCCGGGAGUGCACAGGCCAAGGCAGGCCAGAGAGCACAGACCCCGAGAUGCACAGCCCUUCAACCCUAGAGUCUGGCAUAUCCAACUCCCCAAGGGGAAGCACAGAUUCCCUUAAUCAAGGUGCUUCUCCUGGGGGGUUGCUGGACCCAGCCUGUCAGAAAACCGAGCACUUCCUGUCCUGCUACCCCUGGUUCCACGGCCCCAUUUCCCGAGUGAAGGCAGCUCAGCUGGUUCAGCUGCAGGGCCCUGAUGCUCAUGGAGUGUUCCUGGUACGGCAAAGUGAGACACGGCGUGGCGAGUAUGUGCUCACAUUCAACUUCCAGGGCAUAGCUAAGCACCUGCGCCUGUCCCUGACCGAGCGGGGCCAGUGCCGAGUGCAGCACCUGCACUUCCCCUCAGUGGAGGACAUGCUGCACCACUUCCAGCGCUCGCCCAUCCCGCUCGAGUGCGGUGCUGCCUGUGAUGUUCGGCUGUCCAGCUACGUGGUGGUCGUCUCCCAGCCACCAGGUUCCUGCAACACUGUCCUGUUCCCCUUCUCCCUCUCUCGCUGGGAUUCAGAGCUGGGCCUUCCCCACUUUAGCGCUGCUGGCUGUCCUCGGGGGCUCAGCCCAGAGGGUCUCCCAGGCAGCUCCUCGUCCCCAGAGCAGAUCUUCCACCUGGUGCCUUCACCUGAGGAACUGGCCAGCAGCCUGCAGCACCUGGAGCUGGAGUCCGAGAGUCGGGCCCGGGAUUCAGACUACGAACUGGACUCAUCUUCCGGGAGCCGACUGCGGGCCAUAGAUAACCAAUAUACACCCCUCUGAGAGGCGGUGAGGAGUCCAAGGCCUCAGUGUCACAGAGAUAGGAACCUGUGAAUGUAACUAUCUUUCCUUCCUUCCAGAGAGAGAUUUAAGGGACACUGUUAACUGUUCACUCCAGUUUGGACGUGACCCUUCUAUUAGGCCUGUUGAAGGGCCUCCUGUAAGUUCUGUCCACCUCCUGUAAGGCUUUCUCCUGACUGUUUACAGAUGUAGUCCUUAUUCACGGAUGCUACUGGCUUCUGCCCUGGGGCCAUAGACCAGUCCCCCAUUCUGAGAGGAGCAGGUGGGUGGAGGGCAAGAGUUUUGCAGUGGAAACUUGUUAUCACUGACAUUGGGUGGGUGGGUAGGAGGGAGGGCAUCAGGAAGCCCAAAACACUAACAGCCCUGGAGUCUGCCAUGGUUUUCCCACUGCGGCUGCAGUCUGUGUGGCAGCUCAGCCUCACAAGGCCACGGACGACCACACCUGAUCCUUCCACUCUCAGCUUUAGGAUGAAGCUCUCAAAAUCAAUUUUGAACAUUUUACCUCAGAUAACUGUUUUAAAGCAUUCAGGCUUCAAAACUAAACUGUUGCUUACUUCAUUGCACUGUUCCAACUAAUACUCAUGCGAUGUUUGUAGUCAGAGACAGCUAUGCAAACCUUUUGACUAGUUCACGGUCCAAGCCAAGAUGCCUGGCUUCCUUGUCAAUUUCAACCUCAGGACAGUCUCCUGCUGAGGAGCAGCCACUGUCCUUCCUAAAUGUAGAGAAGUGAAGCCUGUCACCCUUCCAGGAAAUUCAACUGCUGAAAUAGGAGGGUGGCAAGGAAUAGUUCUACUCUGGUGCCUUAUGAAUAAAAAACUGGAUUCUGGUUUAUA